AUGGCGUGGAUGGGCCGGAUGGACGCGGUGAUGGUGUCUCUGAACAGGGUUAUUGCGUGUCAGAACCACUACCUGGACAUAGACGAGGCUGUUGUUGAAAAGACCGUCAGGAAACGCAACGGGUACCUCGAACACGGGUUCCGCUGCCUCCCCCUCCUCCUCUAUGGCGGGAUCUGCUACUUCUUCGACGACAGGCACAGGCACAAGCUCUUCUGGCUCCGGCUCCGGUCCAGGGGCGGUCUAGGGCUCGACAGCCGCAAAGACCUAGAGUUCGGGUACACCAACCUCGGAAGCGCAGGCGCCGCGACCUCAGGCUUGGCCUCCUCAGGCGAGGAGCCUGUCCCCUCGCCGGAACCCGGUGUCGUAGAGGAGGCUCCUGUUCUCGCUAAGCCCGAAGCCCCGCUCGGCGAAGAGGCUCCUGCCCCUGCCCCUGCCCCUACGCCGGAGGCCGUGAUGGCUGCGACGGCCGCGGCGGAGCCGGCGCCAGUUGUCGAGGCCGUCCCUGAGCCCAUUUUCGAGGUCGCCCCGGAGCCGGAGCCCAUCGUCGAGGAAAUUCCCGCCCCGCAGCCAGAACCUGUCGUCGAAGAGACCCCUGCGUCGGACCCCGCGGUCGUUGGACCUGCUCCAGAGCCUGAUCCCGGGCCUUUUGCGGUGGAGGCUGCGUCAGAAUUCGAGCCCGAGUCAUCACCGGCGUUAGAAGUCAUUCCAGAGACCGAACGCCUUGUGGAAGCGGCCACAGAGCCAGAACCUGUGCCCACCCCAAACGAGAGAUACGACGAUGUGUUGGAGAGACUGCCACACGCUCUUGCGGGAUAUGACCGUCACCUCGCGGACCCACAAAAAAGGCUUCUCCCCGGAACGCGCCAAGACGUGGUCGCAGAACUCUCCCGAUGGGCCGCCGGCCAAGAAGAAGACGUCUCCACGCGGACUAUAUGCGUUCUCACCGGUGCUCCUGGUCUAGGCAAGUCAACCAUCGCGGCGGAGUUCGCACGACGCCUCGGCCGUCGACUCGGGGCCUCGUUUUUCUUUGCACGUGGCAUCGCCGACACGUCCUCCACUCGACUCUUCUUCCGUACUAUCGCCUACCAACUGGCGCACUCGCAAGGCGACCUCCAUGACGUCUUCGCGAAAGCCGUCCGAGACCUCAUCCACGACAUGGACGACCUGCUUCCUAAGAUACAGGAGAGAUACUCUUUCGGGAUACGCUUCUCCUGGCUGAGGCGCGAGAUGACGAUCCAGUCUUCCUCCGUUCGACAAGCACCGUUCCCGCUCAAGAUUUUCUUCACUUCUAGUCCUGGUGACGUUGUCGACACGACCGUCAUCGCCAACGUCAACUUGUGGGCGGACAGGAACUUCCUGUGUGCCGAUGUGGCAGCGCGCUUCCUGGUAGAAGACACCACCGACGUCAACGGCCGUGCGGAGUACAUUCUCUCUAUCUCAGAACCAAGUGGAGCGCUCGGCCCGCUUAACGACCUCUACCUCAAGAUCCUCGAGGCCGUCUACCCGCGGGACGUCCUCCACGCGGACACGCAGACCUGCGAAGACAUGCAGGCCGUGCUCGGCGGCCUGGCGCUCCUCCACGACCCCCUCUCCCCCAACACCCUCAAAACCCUCCUCGGGCCGACGAUCAAGAACCCAGCCUCUGUCCUGCUCCGCCUCAGCGCCGUCGUCGACUACGACCCCAACGACCUCGACGCGCCCGCCCGUGCGUUGCACGCGUUCUUCACCCGCUUCCGCGUCGACGUCCACGCACAGUACGACAAGGGCCCGUACCUCGUCCGCACGCGCCGCGAGCACGCGCGCCUCGCCGCCGCCUGCCUCCGCGCGCUCCUCGCUCUCCCUCGGGGAUCGGCCCCCGUCCCUCCCCACGCGCGGUAUGCGUGCGUGCACUGGGCGGCCCACCUCACGCAGUCGGACCGGAAGGGCGAGGUGUUCGCGCUCGUCGCGAACUUCGCGCGGGACGCGCUGCUGACGUGGGUCGAGGCCGUCGCGGAGAUGAAGAGGUUGGACGUGGUCGAUGGGGCGCUGGCGAAGGCAUCGGCGUGGCAGGAGAUCGGGAAGAUUUGCCGGUUGCUGGAUGCGGUGCGGAAGUGGGUGGGCGAGCAUCGGGACGCCGUCAAAGUGCGCCCCAGUGCCGUGUACGAAUGUGGGAUCCCGUUGGACUCUGUUCUUCGUUGUUAA
Molecule: messenger RNA, 2181 nt
Organism: Epithele typhae
Lineage: Eukaryota; Fungi; Basidiomycota; Agaricomycetes; Polyporales; Epitheliaceae
Exons: 8
Coding region: 1-2181 (726 amino acids)
Source: RefSeq, a predicted model, not a curated record